Molecule: messenger RNA, 1097 nt
Organism: Culicoides brevitarsis
Lineage: Eukaryota; Metazoa; Arthropoda; Insecta; Diptera; Ceratopogonidae
Product: lazarillo protein
Exons: 3
Coding region: 363-1010 (215 amino acids)
Biological process (GO): lipid metabolic process; response to reactive oxygen species
Cellular component (GO): cytoplasm
Molecular function (GO): pigment binding
Source: RefSeq, a predicted model, not a curated record
AGCUGACGAGUGCAAAACACCUUGGCGCAAUAAAUUGUCGUAAACAAAAACAUCCAAACAAACAAAUAAUAAAAUUAAACAAGUCUCAAAAUUACAUUGCAAGUCACAUACUUGUCUGAAGUUCUAUCGUCGCUGCAGCGAUAAGACCAAAUACUUACGACUUUCAGUGUCACUGCAAUUCCUCGCAUUCACUCACUUGCAUUUUAUUUUCCAUUUUUUUCCCUCAUGUAUGUGUCUAAUCAAUUAGCAUAGUCUAUUGAACGAACUUCAGCCAUAAAUCUAGUUCAGUUAUUUUGCAGUUGUUCGCGGGAGAACAAGUAUAAAUUUUAAUAACAAAAAAAAAAAAAAAAUUGUGAAUAAAAAUGAAAAGUUGGAUGAUAUUGUUUGCCCUACUUUACGCGGUAAACGGUCAAACGCAAGUACCCGGAGUGUGUCCAUCGCAUGUCGUUCAAUCAAAUUUCAAUUUGACUGCGUAUGUCGGAAAAUGGUACGAAAAUAAGCGAUAUGCUAAUAGUUUUCAGAACUCGGGGGAUUGUGUGACUGCUCAAUAUACCAUUAAUCCGGAUAAUGCAACUGUGCGCGUUGUUAACGAGAUGGUUAUUCUCCCGGAUACGAAAAAUGUUCUCAGUAUUAAUGGAACAGCUAAAUUACAGUCGACAACACCUCCGAUCGAUGGAAGGUUGUUAGUUAACUUUUUCGGGAAUUGGUCUGAUUAUUGGGUUUUGAACACGGAUUAUAAUAAUUAUGCUGUUGUUUGGUCUUGUUCUAAUGUGGGAAAUAAUUCCAUGCAAUCUGCUUGGAUUUUAACUCGAGAAAGAAGACCAUCUGCUGAUAUUUUGAACAAAGUAAACUCAUUAAUGCCAGUUUUUCGUUUAAAUGAAACUCUCUUCCGUCAAACUGAACAAUCAAAGAAGAUUUGUAUGAAAAAUGGAGCUCCAGUUAUGAAAAUAGUUUCACCUAUAGUACUCUCAUUGAUGGUUGGGCUAUUUUGGUAUUCGACAAGACGAUAAACUGUAACAAUAGAUCGCGAAACAAUAAAUUGCCUCGCUCACGUGCAGUUUUUGUGUUAAUAAUAAUAAAUGGAAUGACGUCGUAAA